Molecule: messenger RNA, 1089 nt
Organism: Egretta garzetta (little egret)
Lineage: Eukaryota; Metazoa; Chordata; Aves; Pelecaniformes; Ardeidae
Gene: SPATA22
Product: spermatogenesis associated 22
Exons: 8
Coding region: 1-1089 (362 amino acids)
Biological process (GO): homologous chromosome pairing at meiosis; meiotic DNA repair synthesis; gamete generation
Source: RefSeq, a predicted model, not a curated record
AUGAAAAGGAGUCUAGCCAACAUUUCUACUCGCAGCACAGCAGGUUGUCUGCCUGUACCUCUGUUCAAUCAGAAAAAAAGAAAUAGACAGCCCCUCACUUCAAAUCCACUUAAAAAUGAGCCAGAUACCAGUUCUGGGACUCGUACUUAUGACUUUUCUCCCACAUCAUUCGGCUGGGGAACUGCAAACCCAGAAGUGGCUGAACUACAGAAAGCAGCAAACAACGGCCGAACAGAACAUCACAUGGCUCCUUCCCUUAUGAAACCACUAAAUGCAUCAAAGUCUAAUUUUCCAAAUGCUGGAAAAAACUUGUACGUCUGCAGGUUGGCUCCCGCCACGAAAGUUUGGAACAGAAAUGAGUAUACUCCUUUAAGUAACACAGCAGAUUCAAGAUCUGGCAGUGGAAUUAUUCGAAAGUUUGAGAGCCUUCCAAGUAGUUUGCAAACUGUUCAGCAGCAAAAAAACCCUGAUAACCAUAAUUUGUCUCAGUAUAUCAAACCAACAGAAGCCAGCCAAACAUACACAUCUAGAGGACAAUGGCCAGCGAAACCUAAGGCAGUUUCCAGAAGUCUCCAGGAUCACAGUCUGGCAUAUAAGUUCAACUACAAUACUCAGCAAAAUAAAAUGAAAGAAAAAAAUGUUGAUUGUGUUCCAGAAAGCAAAAGUCAGGAAGUUUCAUCAUCUCAAUUAAAAAUUAAAGAAAAAAAGAAUUCUUUGCGAAUCAUAUCUGCAGUCAUUGAAAGUAUGCGGCACUGGAGUCAAUAUGCUUAUAAAACUGCACUAUUAUUUGAAGUUCUAGGCACACUUGAUUCUGCAGUCACACCUGGAGCAUAUGGGGCAAAGAAUUUUCUUUUGAGAGAUGGAAAGGAGAGUCUGCCUUGUGUAUUUUACGAAAUUGACCGGGAGCUUCCAAGACUAAUUAGAGGUCGAGUGCACAGGUGCAUGGGAAACUAUGAUGCAAAAAGGAACAUUUUCAAGUGCGUCUCUGUAAGACCAGCAACUAUUCAAGAACAAAAUACUUUCCAAGAAUUUGUUAAAAUUGCAGAUGUUGAGAUGACAGCAUAUGUAAAAACAAUGAAUGAAAUUUAA